UUCACAUGCCAAACACAAAUAAAAGACAAAUAAGAUUUACAUGUCUUUGUAGACGCCACAUGUUCUACUCAGAUCUAGUUCUAUUAACUCCUAUCAGUAUACCAGCAUGUCCCGUGUAUUCACCCUCUUAUUGGCGGUACUGACCGUCCCUGGUGUCUUCACCAUGGUGCAUUCUGACCGCCAUCAGGCUAAAACCAGCAUCACGACGACCAUGGGGACGACGACCACGGCUACUUUGGACCCUUGCCGCGGCCCUGGUGGACACUAUACUGACUGUCCCUGCCCACCAUGUGUGGAUGAUGUUCGUGAUCCCGACCGGUGUUGCCCAAGUUGCCCGAACGGUGCAAACUGUUACGCAAUGGGAACAAUCAUCCCGGCUGGGAGAGAUGUCCAUGUGAACGGUUACACCUGUCGCUGUCCCGACCUUGACACCUUGCCAGUUCCAUUCGGCAAAUGGUCAGCCAUUACUCGGAGGCCGAGGGGACUUCGGUAUAAUUCAGCAAUUUUUGGUGACUGCACUCGAUACUUGCAGGCUACCUGUACCCAGUAAGUGCAAGUGACAAGCUGUAGGUCUCUGCUAGGAGGCUAUUCCAUCAUUGUGGCAACUGGGCACAGGCUGAGAUGCUUUCCCUAUGACCACUGAACCAUUUCUUCUCCAA
Branchiostoma floridae (Florida lancelet) is the source of this 659-nucleotide messenger RNA. RefSeq lists its product as uncharacterized. Gene Ontology annotation, cellular component: AMPA glutamate receptor complex. Lineage: Eukaryota; Metazoa; Chordata; Leptocardii; Amphioxiformes; Branchiostomatidae. The transcript has 2 exons. Bases 107 to 550 code for a protein of 147 amino acids. Gene Ontology annotation, biological process: negative regulation of BMP signaling pathway. The record is from RefSeq and is a predicted model, not a curated record.